Messenger RNA from Leptopilina boulardi, 438 nucleotides. RefSeq lists its product as uncharacterized. The coding region runs from base 11 to 379 and encodes 122 amino acids. The record is from RefSeq and is a predicted model, not a curated record. NCBI's taxonomy places the organism in Eukaryota, Metazoa, Arthropoda, Insecta, Hymenoptera, Figitidae. The transcript has a single exon.
UUGAAAAAAAAUGUAUAAAGCCGAAUUUUCAAUAAAGCUUCUUACAAUUGCUGGAGCCUACAGACCAAUAAAUUGGUCAUCGUUUAUCACGAAGACAUUGUACAAUACAUUUACUGUCUUUGUCGUUAUUCUUUUACAAUCUUAUAACAUUUCAUUGUGCGUAUACCUUGCUAUCAGUUCAUUAAAUGAUAUUGAUGAAUUCGCAGAAUCGUUAUGUUGGUCUCUUGCAGUUUUUAUUGCUAUUGUCAAAAUGAUAAACUUUCUUUUACGACGAGAAGAUAUUAUAAAAUUAAUAAAUAUUUUAAAUAAAGAUUACUUAAAACCUCGUGACAAUAAAGAGAAAAUCAUGCAGGACAAAUGUGAUUAUACAGCUAUGUAAGCUACUAUAUCUCAACCCAGUACUUGAAAUUUAAUUUAAAUUAAUUAAUUCGUUUCAGA